AUGUGUGUGUUUUCAUUAUCUACUCAAGUGCUUGAUUUUGGUGGCUGUUUGAUGGUAGGCUAUUCAGGGAUUCCAAAGAUUGAAAAUGGUCAGAAUCCUGCUACAUGGAUGCUUGAGGUUACUGCUCCUCCAAUGGAGGCUCAACUAGAUAUUGAUUUUGCUGAUACUUUUGCUAAAUCUCCUGUUUAUCGGAGGAACCAAGAACUUAUAAUGGAGCUUAGUACUCCAGCUCCAGGGUCCAAAGACCUACACUUCCCAACCGAAUACUCGCAAUCGUUUUUCUUUCAAUGCAAAGCUUGCUUCUGGAAACAACAUCAAUCUUAUUGGAGACACACUCAAUACAAUGCCAUACGCUUCUUCAUUACAAUAGUUAUUGGAACCUUAUUUGGUCUAAUUUUCUGGAACAAGGGACAAAAAUUAACCAAGCAACAAGAUGUGUUGAAUGUUAUUGGUGCUAUAUAUUCUGCUGUCAUAUUCCUUGGAGCUACCAAUGCUUCAUCUGUGCAGUCUGUGGUUGCUAUCGAAAGAACGGCUUUCUAUCGAGAAAGAGCUGCCGGAAUGUAUUCCGCCUUGCCGUAUGCAUUUGCUCAGGUGACAAAAGUUAUUCACCCUUCACAAAUCACCACUAACCCAAAAACUUAA
Benincasa hispida (wax gourd) is the source of this 642-nucleotide messenger RNA. The record is from RefSeq and is a predicted model, not a curated record. Lineage: Eukaryota; Viridiplantae; Streptophyta; Magnoliopsida; Cucurbitales; Cucurbitaceae.